Messenger RNA from Clonostachys solani, 831 nucleotides. The record is from the annotation of a GenBank genome assembly. Lineage: Eukaryota; Fungi; Ascomycota; Sordariomycetes; Hypocreales; Bionectriaceae.
AUGUCAAGCUCUGGUAAGGACGAAACGCCAACAGCAGGAAGUUUAGACCUAGCGGCUUUGGUUAUUCAGGCUCAUGGUGGAAUAGAUCGCUGGAAUAAAGUCAGCCAUAUCGAGCUGUCCCUCAACCUCUCCGGGUCAGCCCUUGAAUGGAAAGGGUACCCGGGGCAUCGCCAGCCCACAUGCUACCUCAAUGUCCGGGACACAAAAGUUGUGUUUCAAGGGCUUGGACCUGGCAGUCCAGAAGAUAAAUGGAUUUAUACUCCCAAACGGGCAUGGAUCGAGCGUCGAGAUGGCACUGUGUUAGCCUCGAGAGACAAUCCUUAUGCGAAUUUUCUUGACCACACCCGGACAACGCCGUGGGAUGAUCUGGAUUUCACAUGUUUCGCUGGAUAUGCCUUACAUAACUACUUGACCUUUCCAUUCCACCUCGUUGAGCCCGGUUUUAAAUACCGAGAGGUUAACUCGCAUGAGGAGAAUGAUGAGACAUGGCGCGUUCUCGAGGUCACUUUUCCGGACCAUCAUCUGGCGCAUAGCAAGAGCCAACUCUUCUACUUCGACGAAGAGUUGAUGCUACGCAGAGUAGAUUACGCGCCAACAGCUUUCAAGGCACCAGCGGCACACUACUGCUUUGACGUCAAGGAGACGAGUGGCCUCAAGAUUCCCACACUCCGACGAGUUGUUCCUAGGAUACCGAACGAACCUAUGGUGAAUGGCGUGCACGCUCUUCGAGGGAGGACGAAGUUGGCAGGACCCACUGUAUUUUUGCUUGACUACACCCGCGUGGUCGUUCACGAUGAGGACACUCAGACGUCGGAGGGGGUUGAGAUUUAG